CAUACAUGGCAUUCAGACUCAAUCAGCCCAGUAGCGCGGUCGUCAACAUGUGGAUUUAAAAAAAAAUUGAUAAACACGUGUGUGAUAGUGAUAACAGUGUAAAUAAUAAGUGUACAUGAUUUGUACAAAACGACAGUCUCGCAGAUAGACGAAAAACGUUUUUUGGAUCAAAAUAAGGAAACAAAAAUUUACCAAACUCAAUUCAGUUGUAAAUAAUCCCAAAUAUAUUUGAAUUUUAGAGUCAUUUAUGGACUAAGAUCAUUUAAACGACCCAAAAAUAAAAUUGGUGAAAUUUGAGUUCUUAUUGAAGACGAUUUUAAAGCGUCAAAAUGGAGUCCUCCACAGCAAAGGCAAUCGCGAUGUUGACAUUAGGGUUGGGUAGUUUUAUAACGGGUAUGCUUCCCGCCUGUUUCUCUGAGAGUGCCAGACAGAGACACCCUCUAUUCAUAUCUAGUCUUCUCUGUUUUGGGGCUGGGGUCCUUCUGUCUACAUCUUUAACUCAUAUGCUGCCAGAAGCGAGAGAGAAGCUUCCAGAUUAUUCAGAAUUGAUGCUCUGUGUUGGAUUCUUUAUAGUCUAUUUAGUGGAUGAGAUUGUCCAUUUCUUUUAUCAACCAAGUUCUUUACAUCAAGAAAGAAGGUCCUACGGUAGCAGUGAAGAAACUGGGCUUUUAAGUUCUCAAAGGGAUUCGAGAGAUGGAGAAUUGAGAGAGAGAUGUUGUGGUGAUGCAGAUAACCCAAGGAUGUGUCAUGUCAGUCACACUGAGCCUUGUAAUAAAAGUUCGUCGGGUGUGAUCGGGCUGUUGUGUGCACUUUUCGUGCACAGUUUUCUGGAGGGACUGGCAAUUGGUCUUCAGGAAAACGCUUCUCAGGUGCUCAUCCUCCUCGGUGCAGUAUGCUCUCACAAGUUCGUGGUGGGCUUCUGCCUGGGCGCGGAGCUGAUGGCGAGCGCGCCAGGGCGGCUGUGCCCGCACAUUGUCAGCGUGGCGUUGUUCAGUGGGGGCUCUGUGGCGGGCAUCGGCGCCGGCGCAGGUCUAGAGUCUGUCAGCGCGCUGAAGGAUUCUGUUGCUGUCUCAAUCAUGCAGGCCCUGGCAGCAGGCACCCUGCUGUACGUGACUGUGAGUGAGGUGUUGCCCCGCGAGAGGGCGCGCUGGCACGAGCGCAGGCGCAGCGCGGGCGUCGCUCAGUUCUCCUCCGUCUGUCUCGGGUUCGGGGUCAUGUAUCUGCUUACGAUGUACCUCGAUCACGAUGCCUAAAACGUUCGAGUAGAUAGGUAUCUAUUAAUUUUAAACUUAACAGUGAGUUACUUACAAAUAAAAGUAAAAUUAGUGGUAAAUUUAUAAUUAGAUGAAGACUGCCAUAUGAUUGAAUAUGAUUAGUAUGAUAAUAAGUAUUUUAUAUGACAAUAAAACAAUUUUAGCUA
This is a messenger RNA of Plodia interpunctella (Indianmeal moth), 1420 nucleotides long. It is a transcript of the gene Zip88E, whose product is annotated as Zinc/iron regulated transporter-related protein 88E. Gene Ontology annotation, molecular function: zinc ion transmembrane transporter activity. The coding region runs from base 330 to 1253 and encodes 307 amino acids. The transcript is spliced from 4 exons. The record is from RefSeq and is a predicted model, not a curated record. Gene Ontology annotation, biological process: zinc ion transmembrane transport. Gene Ontology annotation, cellular component: plasma membrane. NCBI's taxonomy places the organism in Eukaryota, Metazoa, Arthropoda, Insecta, Lepidoptera, Pyralidae.